AUCUGGGGGAGAGCUAGAUGCCUCAUGAGGGAGACUUUGCCCCCCGAUAGCCCCCAGGAUAUGCCUCCAGACAACAAUCAGCAACCACCCCCGACAGGGGAUGGCCACGAGCGUGCAGAUGACCCUGUGACCCAUCGCCUACAGACAGACCAGGUUCAGUUGAUGGGGUAUAAUUCAGAUGGGAGCAUCUACUAUGAGGUGAUCAGGGACCCUGAGAAGAAUUAGGUGCUCCCUAGGGGGAAAAAGAUUGUACUGCAGUACAAUGCAACGACACAACCUGUUGGAUGAACCUGUAACCAAUUUAGGCGCAGUACAUGGAAUCUUGUAAGGAGCGGCUCCUACAUACAUAUGCGGGAUGAAUGGCUGAGGGUAGAUAAGCAGUUAAAGAAAGCUAUGUGGCAGGCGCUGGUGGAAGAGUUUUAUCUCCUGAUAUCUUUAGAUGAACAAAAGGCACAGCACGAAGCGUUCCAAGAUAUGGGACGAAAGCACCGUUCAUGGAAGCAUUCUUUUAAAACACAGCUACAGAUUCGAGACGGUGACACGCCUGAGACUAUACAUGCAAGAGUGCCUGCCAAAGUUUUUGAGAAGUAUGACAGAGUAGAUGUGGAGCAUCUGCUGAGAGAAUGGUGUACCGAGCAAAAAAGGGAGGCCUGUGAACAGAUGAAGCGGAUGCGAGAGCAGAACAACCUCACCCAUUGCAUGGGAUCAAAGAGCUAUGCUAGGUUUAAUCAUGAUGAGGCAACAACUUCUGGCACUCCUCCCACUCAGGCGGAAUCAUUCGUCAAGACGCACACGAGGCGGGACGGGAAUCACCCAAACGAGUGUACACGGGAGAGGAUGACACAAAGUAUAUCGAAUGACCCUGCUGCUACGCAGAGCGUUUCAGAGGACAUGGUGUGUUGGGCACCAAAUGACGCGUAUGAAUAGGUGCUUGGGAAGCCUGAAUACGCGAGAGAGUUCGGCAAGUCGAGCCGAACGUUAUACCUGUAUGGGGGAUAUCCUAUUCCUACCGCACCCGUUCACAGGCAGGUCCAUCAUAGUGUACACCUUGGAGCUGCUCUGUACACGAGGGUAGGCUUCCACGAUGGAGAUACAGCUACGGGCUCAGACCGAUAGGAAUGACGCAUUAGAGCAGUGUAUGAGGCAAUUCGAGUUUAUUCUUUCCUCCAUGGGGGCACUACAUACGAGCUUGGUUGCUCAGCACUCAACAUAGCACAAUAAAGGUAGUACGUCAUCUGUCAUAGGUAAUGCGAUGACGAUUGGGCCUCUGUCGCCCCAGGGUCCGGUCUUGCCCCUUGGACGGCAGUAUUCACCAUCGCCGCUGGGCCAGCAUUCUCCCACUGGGACACCCUCGCCUGCUACCUUGUCCCUUGCGCAUCAGUCGCCCGUUGGCGAGUCGACACCUGGUACGGGAAAUUGUGAUUCCCAAAAACCCAGCCGUGAAGAUUUGUAGAGUUUUUG
Alnus glutinosa is the source of this 1461-nucleotide messenger RNA. RefSeq lists its product as uncharacterized. NCBI's taxonomy places the organism in Eukaryota, Viridiplantae, Streptophyta, Magnoliopsida, Fagales, Betulaceae. The record is from RefSeq and is a predicted model, not a curated record. The transcript has 7 exons. The coding region runs from base 349 to 927 and encodes 192 amino acids.